This is a messenger RNA of Melanotaenia boesemani (Boeseman's rainbowfish), 3637 nucleotides long. RefSeq names its product nuclear transcription factor, X-box binding 1 (gene nfx1). The record is from RefSeq and is a predicted model, not a curated record. The transcript has 23 exons. Lineage: Eukaryota; Metazoa; Chordata; Actinopteri; Atheriniformes; Melanotaeniidae. Gene Ontology annotation, cellular component: nucleus. Gene Ontology annotation, biological process: negative regulation of transcription by RNA polymerase II. Bases 237 to 3521 code for a protein of 1094 amino acids. Gene Ontology annotation, molecular function: zinc ion binding; RNA polymerase II transcription regulatory region sequence-specific DNA binding; DNA-binding transcription factor activity, RNA polymerase II-specific.
AGACUAGCUUCAUAACAUUGCUAGCUGUCAGCUAGCUCGUGUUGGAAGUGGUGUUGAAGGCAGGAGGAAAUUAUUGUUGAUCGUCUCGGAAUUCUUAUCAAUUCGUACAAUCAGGACACAGGUGGAUAGGUGGACACUGUCACUGAGUGCCUGAGUACACCUGUCAUCGCUCCCAAAACAACGUGCUAUCGUUAAACUUGCUCUGUAGGAGAAGCAACAACCACAGUUUAAAGUGAAUGGCUGAGGGCCCCUCAGAACCACCUGACCUUGAUCCAGAUGGGACCUCAAAACAGAAACCACAUCAGCACAAAUCUAAAAGAGGAUGGCCCAGGCAAAACAAUGACAGAAACCUGAGUAAUAAUAGCUAUGAUACAUCUCAACAAUAUGAAAACUUCCAUCAGGGCUUUAAACACUCAUUUGAUCAUUAUAAUUCAAAUUAUGCAGAGUAUCACCAUCCUUUCCCCCAAGGUGAGGAUGUUUCAAGAAGGAGAGGCAGAGGUAGAGAAAGGAGGGAAGGGAAUAGAGGUUUGAAUGGAAGACUUGGAAGUUCAGGCCCCUGGAGGCAGAGACCAACUGGUGACUUUGGCCAGUAUGGUGCAAGCAACAGAUAUUCAAGUGGUUACCAGCCAGGUCCACAACCUUUGGAUGGGCCUGAUGGACCCAGCUGGCGGAGAGAAAAUAUGAACAGGGAUUUGGAACAGACAGGUGAAGAGCUGGAUGCACAGGUUAAAAAAUCUAGAAACUUUAAUCAGAUGGGAGGAGAGCUAAGUGAGAAAAGUGGUCAUUUAAAGGAGAGCAACCAACCAGUCGCAGAUCACAAGCCACAUGGUAUUAAAAGAGAAAAUCCUUCUUGGGAGACAACAGAAAAAACUCACCAAGGCAAGAUGGGUGUUAGAUCUCAACAUGAUCACCAGAGAAAACACACUGAUGUGAAGCGACGACAAGGACCAAUCAAACCGCUGAAACCUCCAUCUCAAAAAGAAAUGGGCUCUGAGAGGUGUACGACUAGCCAGGAUGACUCUGACCAGGGCAGAUCAUCUCAGGAUCUUGUGUCUAAAGCUGGAAGAGGCUCAGGACUGCCUACACAGUUUCAGGGAAAAGGAGGGAAAAGAACUAACCAUCAAAACCACAAGCCGGGCCAGAGGAGCUGGGACAAGAUGCCCAAGAGUAAAGAGACGCAGACAGGGUGUCUGAUUGAACAGCUGUCUGAAGAGAAGUAUGAGUGCAUGGUGUGCUGUGAUGUCAUUCGGGUCAUGGCCCCGGUGUGGGGCUGCCAAAGCUGCUUCCAUGUUUUUCACCUGAACUGCAUCAAGAAAUGGGCUCGAUCCCCGGCUUCACAGGCCGACGAUUCAGUUGAAGGCUGGCGUUGUCCAGCCUGCCAGAAUGUUGCAGUGAAACACCCGACGACCUACACCUGCUUCUGUGGUAAAGUGACAAACCCUGAGUGGCAGCGCAGUGAGAUUCCCCACAGCUGUGGUGAUAUGUGUGGGAAGAAGAGAAGUGGAGUGGACUGCAAACACCCCUGUAACAUCUUAUGUCACCCUGGACCUUGUCCUCAGUGUCCUGCCUUUGUAACAAAAUCCUGCAUCUGUGGGAGGACAAGUCAGCCAAUGCGCUGCGGCCAGGCUACGGUGCUCCAAUGUGAUAAAAUGUGUGGUGCUCUACUCAACUGUGCUGAACACACCUGCUUGCAGGUGUGCCACAGUGGGGCAUGUCAGCCCUGCCAGUUGGAGGUUCAACAGGUUUGCUAUUGUGGUGUAACCACUCGUAAAGUUCUGUGUGGCACGGAUAAAGAGGGAUUUGAUGGGUCGGGACAUUUCUCCUGUCAAAAAAUUUGUGGAAAGGUGUUGAAUUGUGAAGCUCACCAGUGCCAGGAGGUGUGCCAUCGCGGGCCGUGCCAACCGUGCCCACGCUCAACGAGCCUGGUGAAGACCUGCCCCUGUAGUCAGACCCCACUGACCAAACUCCUGGAGCUGGGAUACUCUGAAAGACAAAGCUGCUCUGAUCCCAUCCCAUCCUGUGGGAAGACGUGCAACAAACCUCUGCCUUGUGGCUCCAGUGACACCAUCCAUUUGUGUGAGAAUUUAUGCCAUGAGGGAAGCUGCGGGCCCUGCUCUCUGACCUCGAUGAUCAGGUGCAGAUGCAGCUCCAACACUAAGGAGGUUCCAUGUGCAGAAAUCCAAAAAGAAGAUGAGCUUGUGUUCACAUGUGAGAAACGUUGCAGCAAGAAACGAUCCUGUGGCCGACACAAGUGUGGCGAGCUUUGCUGUGUGAAUAUGGAGCACAAAUGCCCUCUGAUCUGCGGCUACAAGCUCAACUGCGGCCUUCACCGCUGCCAGGAGCCUUGUCACCGUGGAAACUGUCAACCUUGCUGGCAAUCCAGUUUUGACGAGCUGACGUGUCACUGUGGGGUAAGUGUGUUGUACCCACCCAUCGCCUGUGGAACCAAACCACCAGAGUGCAAAAACCUGUGUACAAGAAGACAUGAGUGCGACCACCAAGUGUUUCACAACUGCCACAGUGAAGAAAAGUGUCCACCCUGCACAUACCUCACACAGAAAUGGUGCAUGGGAAAACAUGAGCAACGUAGCAACAUCCCCUGCCAUCUGCAAGACAUUUCUUGUGGCUUGACAUGUAACAAGAUGCUGCCCUGUGAAUUGCACCGCUGUAAACGGCUCUGCCACCGUGGAGCGUGCCUGCCAGAAGGCAUCUGCCAGCAGUCCUGCACCCUGCUUCGACCAGACUGUGGCCACCCGUGCUCCGCUCCCUGUCAUAAAGGCAGCAGCUGCCCACGCACCACCUGCACAGCCAAGGUAGCGCUGCAGUGUGACUGUGGUCGAAGAAAAGAAACUGUCGCCUGCACAGAAGCAGCCAGUUCAUAUCAGAGACAUGCAGCCAUCGCCAUGGCCAGUAAACUCUCCGACAUGCAGCUCGGUGACUCCAUGGACAUCGGCCCGCUCCUCACCAAGAAAGAGCUGAAACAGACAAGGCUUGAAUGUGAUCAAGAGUGUGCAACUUUGGAGAGAAACAGGCGUUUGGCUGAGGCGUUGCAGAUAGACUCGUCUUCUGACCCUUUCAACGUUCGCUCAACCUCUGUGUACAGUGACAGCCUUAAAGAGGAUGCCAGAAAAGACCUGAAGUUUGUCACAGAAGUUGAAAAGGAGAUCAAGAAUCUCGUCGAGCUUGUCAGUAAGGGAAAGCAGCCAAAAAGGAGCCACUGUUUCCCGCCUAUGAACAGAGAACAUCGAAAGAUCAUCCACGAGCUGGCCGAGGUCUACGGCGUGGAAAGCAUGAGCUACGAUAGCGAGCCCAAACGCAACGUGGUCAUCACUGCCCACAAAGGGAAGUCGGCCUGCCCAAACUCAACCCUGACUUCACUGAUAGAACGAGAGACGACUACAAGGGCCCCUCCUCCCAUCGCUCAUGUCAAACAGCACAGUAGCAAGGCUGCGAGUGGAAGCUCCUGGUCAAAGAUGGUUAAAGAGGAGCCUGUGAUAGAUUAUUUUGAUGUUCAGGACUGAAGGCUAAAACGAGAAGACACCACAGGAUCUGCAUAAAGACCUAAGUCUGCUUUUUUCUGUGGUAUUCAUCAAAUUUGUCUGGCUUCAUAAUAAAAUAAAAUUGUUUGGAAACAUGA